This is a messenger RNA of Spirodela intermedia, 3040 nucleotides long. The record is from the annotation of a GenBank genome assembly. Lineage: Eukaryota; Viridiplantae; Streptophyta; Magnoliopsida; Alismatales; Araceae.
AUGGUGUGCGAGAAGUGUACGCUGCGUUCUUCUGUUGACGCUAUGUUUUCUCUUGAUCUUGCAUUCCACUCCGAGUUUCUCAUUCGUCUUCCCUUUUCUCUCCGUCGGGUUUCAGGCGAGAAAAAAUUGUCGAAGGUGAUCGUUCCCGACAAGUGGAAAGAGGGUGCCAGCAACACCACUGAGAGCGGCGGCCGCAAGAUCAACGAGAAUAAGCUCCUUUCCAAGAAGAACAGGUCCGUUCCUCGUCUCCUCGCCUUCCCGAGUUUUCAUCGUAUUUACUUUUCCUCUGGCGUUCUGAAACCUGGUAGUGAUCGCUAGGGGUGGUCUCUCCCCUAUUUGUGUGAAGACUUAAUUAGUUGUGAUUUGGCAGUCGUCGUCAGAUUUUAGGUUAUCUUAGUCCUGUACCCAUGAGCUCAGGCUAUGGUACCGAGACUUGCUGGACGUAAAUCGUGCACGUAACCGAGUAAUGUUGCUCAAGAGAGGGGAAUGUCAGUUUCCUCUCUUGGAUCACAACUGUUUUCUGAAAGUGGUUAUCAUUAUGCAUCCAUAGUUUUAGAACCGAAGGAUCAAGACUAGAUCAUUUUACAGAUUCUUAUUGCACCUUUCUGACAACAUAGAACAGGAAUAUUUCUUCCGUGAUCUGGGGAAAUUAAAUUUUCAUCAAAGGAAAUCAUGUCUCCUAUUGGGGAAAAGAUUUUUAUAAUAAAUUUCAUUCAAACCAUUUAUAAAAAUCAGCGAACGGUGUUCAGAGGGAGGAGAAAGACUGAAGAGUUAGAGCGUUAUCUAAUAAGAUGCUAGACUGUAGGUUGUCUAUGGAGUCCAAUUAGAUAUCCAUGACACAAGAAGUGCAGCGUCUCCACUUUUUUAUGUUAUGAAUGGCACGGGCAAAUUUUUUCUUCUCCUUGAAAAAUAGGGAAGAUCAGAGAAGUAGACACCUGAUGUAGACAUUUGUGGUAGGAAGAAGCAGUCCUAAUUACAGAGGAAAACAAGCAAUAAGAUCGAAUCAAAAGAGGGUGCACAUAGAUCCAUAUUGGUUCACCAUCAAUGCAGAAUCAAAAGAGGGCUACGCUCACUUGCUGCUGCAGAAUCACAUGGAAGAGUUCUUUUAUCCCCUUUCCUGAUGGCUGUCCUAUUGAUGCCCUUUUAUUACAUGAAAUUAGAGGAAACCCUUAACAUAAAAGAAUGCCUUAAGUACGUUUUUAUAUGGCUGAUACGCAUGCUUACGGUUUAUCAAGGCAGAUAACAAUCAGAAGUUAUCGUAAAAUCUUCUCUUGUUGUAUUUCAGUGUGUAUAGACCAAAGCAUUGCUAGCUAUGGGGAUUUGUGGAGUGGUAAAGCAAUAAAUUGGUCGGAUAUUGACUAUGUCAUUCUGAAAAGAACUUUAUUCCUGAGUAGUCGAAUUACUCCAUUCCGGGUCCGUUAUUCCAAGGCUAUUAGUCGAAUUAUGCACAAGGAAAUUGCUUGAUUCCUGAGCUAUGUCACAAGGUAGAACUGCAUCUUUGUCUGGCUUGUGAAGAAUUUUUUUCCUGGCAUUUUCAGGAAGUCUCUUUCUAGCUAUCUUCCAAAAGAAGCUGACAGUUUUGAGUAGAUUAUUUUUAACCAAAUCGUAUUUUUGGUAGAUAUGGAAACCCUUGUGACAUAAAAUCCUGAGGGUUUCACUGGAAAACGACCUUGCCUUCACGUGAAAACGACCUUUCAUGUCUGGAUUCAGGUUCGAUAUUAGUACUGUUGUCUUGAAUUGUAUCAUUUUGAGGUGUGAGCUGGUGUGAUGAACCUACAAUUUGAGGUUGGCUAAGAGUCAAUAUUUCGUUGAAGAAAUGGUAUCACCCAGUGCUAAUUGUUUGACAUUACUCAAUGCUGAAGAAUUUUUAGCCGAGAAGACCUGAUCUCUUAGCUUCCUCGCUGAAUUUCAUUGCUAAGCCGGGGAAAAAGAAGUUUAGGUUGCCAGUAGUGUAGCUAAUAGCUAGGUAAUAUCUCUCGACUAUCUCCAGUAGUUUUAUAAUAAGAAAAGAGGAAGUUUAGGUUUAAAAGCUUGGUGCCAUCUGCAUAAUAAUACCUAGUUUUUUUAUUUUUUUAAUUUAGUUCUAGUCAGUGCACCAGUAGAGUUAACGGACCUGAUAUUUUAUUUACCUGAUUUACAGCGUGAUAAAGUUCCCUAUAAUGCCUCUGUGAUUCGUUUUUUCUCCGAUUAGUCAUGUUUUACUGAUCUUUGAUGUCAGGAACAUGUUUAUUACGGCUGUGUACAUCUUUCAUGGCUUGACUGAGAAUUACCAAGCAUUUGGGUCUUUUAUUUAUAUUAUGCUUUAGCUUUCUUUUUAAAUAUGAAAGCACUGCAUUUUCCCCCCGUUGAAGUGUGUGUCUGUUUCUCUGAUUCGUAACAUCUAGGCAUUCUUUAAUUGCUUUGAAGACUUGGGGAUUAUAAAAAUGGGUUAUGUUGCAGAUGGACCCCCUACGGAAGCACCAAGUGCAUAAUUUGUAAGCAGCAAGUCCAUCAGAAUGCAAAAUACUGUCAUACCUGUGCCUACUCCAAAGGUAUGAUGUCUUGUGCUGCCUCCCCCUAAUUGGAUCGUUCCUCUCUCCUUAGUGUACCUAACACACUACCGGUGGGUGGGGAGGUGUUGUCCAAAUAUCAGCCUCAUCUGUUUUCUGGGCACUUGGCGGGAAGGUUCCACGAAGAUCGUCUGUGUUAUUUUGCCCUCCGAAGUAGUUGCCGGGAUUGGACCAAUAUGCUCCUAGCUUCUCUACUUGAUGAGCCUGAGCCUCCUUGUUGAAAGAUCUGUCAGCAAAACUGGCUCUGAAAGUGAGUGAGGAAAAGAAUGGCUUGGGCUGACCAGAAAUGUGCGAUCGUUAUUUAUAGCUCUCUGUCAUGAGAGAUGUCAUUAGCCUCUGGCGAUUGGAGGCUGCCUUGUUGUUUAGAAAAAAAAGUAAAAAAUGAUCUAGAUUCGGACUCUGACGCCUGCACCUUUUUGUGUGCAGGAGUCUGUGCCAUGUGCGGGAAGCAGGUCCUCGACACAAAGUUGUACAAGCAGAGCAACGUAUGA